Molecule: messenger RNA, 2846 nt
Organism: Musa acuminata AAA Group (dessert banana)
Lineage: Eukaryota; Viridiplantae; Streptophyta; Magnoliopsida; Zingiberales; Musaceae
Product: threonine synthase, chloroplastic
Exons: 4
Coding region: 94-1752 (552 amino acids)
Biological process (GO): L-cysteine biosynthetic process
Cellular component (GO): cytoplasm
Molecular function (GO): pyridoxal phosphate binding; threonine synthase activity
Source: RefSeq, a predicted model, not a curated record
CCCUAAUCUCUGCGUCCGAACCCUCAUCCGCCGCCAUCGCACCCUCCUCUCCUCUCCUCUCCUCUCGUCGCCGCCCCCGCCGCUGCUACGGACAUGGCCUCUGCCGUCUCCUCCUUUCUAUCCUUGUCUUCCUCGUCCGAUCGUCUCGAUCGUCUCCCGUUCCGCAAUAGGAACCAUAACAACAGAGGAAUCGGGAAGCUAAGCUCCGCCUUCCCCCACCUCUGGAACCCUACCGAUUCCCUCCUCCUUCGCCACCGUCGCCCGGCCCGGAUCUGCUGCUCUUCCACUGCCGCGUCGUCUAGCGGCAGCAACCAUCAGCAGCUGAAGACCAGGCGGCCGGCGGAGGAGAAUAUCCGCGAGGAGGCGUGCCGGCGUGACGAGGCGACCGGGUCGUGCGGAUUCUCGGCGUGCUACGUGCCCUUCAAUGCUCCCGCUGACACCGCCGAGACAUACUCGCUGGAUGACGUGGUGUACCGUGGCCGGUCCGGCGGCCUCCUCGACGUCCGCCACGACAUGACGGCUCUGAAGCGCUUCCCGGGCUCCUAUUGGCGCGACCUGUUUGAUUCCCGCGUCGGCCGCACUACCUGGCCUUACGGCUCCGGCGUCUGGUCCAAGAAGGAGUUCGUGCUCCCGGAGAUUGACCCAGACCACAUUGUCUCCCUCUUCGAGGGCAACUCCAACCUCUUCUGGGCGGAGCGCCUUGGCCGCGAUCACCUUGGUGGCAUGCCCGACCUUUGGGUCAAGCACUGCGGCAUCUCGCAUACCGGCUCUUUCAAGGACCUGGGCAUGACCGUCCUCGUCAGCCAGGUCAACCGCCUCCGCCGCAACCCCCUCAACCGCCCGAUCGCCGGCGUCGGCUGCGCCUCCACGGGGGACACCUCUGCCGCCCUAUCCGCCUACUGCGCAGCCGCCGGUAUCCCCGCCAUCGUGUUCCUCCCCGCCGACCGCAUCUCCCUUGCCCAGCUCGUCCAGCCCAUCGCCAACGGUGCCACCGUACUCUCCAUCGACACUGACUUCGACGGCUGCAUGCGCCUCAUCCGCGAGGUCACCGCCGAGCUUCCCAUCUACCUCGCCAAUUCCCUCAACUCCCUCCGCCUCGAGGGCCAGAAGACCGCUGCCAUCGAGAUCCUUCAGCAGUUCGACUGGGAGGUGCCCGACUGGGUCAUCGUUCCCGGCGGCAACCUCGGCAACAUCUACGCCUUCUACAAGGGGUUUGAGAUGUGCCGUGAGCUCGAGCUUGUUGACCGCAUGCCACGCCUCGUAUGUGCGCAGGCUGCCAAUGCCAACCCUCUCUACCUGCAUUACAAGUCAGGUUGGGCUGACUUCAAGCCGGUGAUUGCUGCAGACACGUUCGCCUCUGCUAUUCAAAUUGGUGACCCCGUCUCAAUCGACCGUGCCGUUUUUGCAUUAAAGGCAACCGAUGGAAUCGUCGAGGAGGCCACCGAGGAGGAGCUGAUGGACGCCAUGUCUCUUGCUGACCGGACAGGCAUGUUUGCCUGCCCACACACAGGGGUUGCACUCGCUGCAUUAUUCAAGCUGAGGGAAAGGGGGGUGAUUGGCACCAAUGACCGGACCAUAGUGGUCAGCACCGCUCAUGGGCUCAAGUUCACGCAGUCCAAGGUCACCUACCAUUCAAAUGAAAUAGCUAAUAUGGAUUGCCGGUAUUCAAACCCACCUGUAAGUGUGAAGGCUAGUUUUGGGGCGGUGAUGGAUGUCUUGAAGAAAAAGCUUGAUGGUAAGCUUGGGCUGUGAAUGAUAUAAAGAUUGCAUCGGAUCUGGAAUGUGGAUUUCCUUUGUCAGCCUCUGGUCACACGAUGAUGAAUCAGAUUGCAUGUAGGUCUCAGCGAAGAUGAGCUACUUUUGGUUGUGGCCUAUUGUCACCCAAGUUGUACGGAAUUUGAGUAUGGUGCUGGUUUUCUAGACUCUGGUCCAAUUUAGGUUUAAACUUUAGAGGCAUUUAUCUCUCUGGAAGAGAGUCCUUGUUAGAAGAACAAUUCUUGUAGAUGAUAAAGAAAAGGAUUUUCCCUGGUUGCUGUCAUCUGAUGAAGUUGAACUGAGAUUGCCUUGGAUAUACUUCAGUUACAAUAUGCCCCAUUUGAUGCUAGACUUCCUUGCUAAUGGUAAUCUGAUAUUUGGCUUGUUAUUAGAAGUUAAUAUAUUGUUUGUGCUGUCAACCUUCGACAUCUGUGAUGUGUCAGGUGCAUUGGUAAGGCAUGUAGAGGGACUUGAUGCUCGUAAAACUUCUUAGCGAGCCUCGAGUUAUUAUUCGGUCAUCUUCUUCUCUUUAUCUGACGUAUGAGUUGUACCUUUACAGCAAAAAUCAAAAUGUAAUUGCUGAUCAUCAGGAUCUGAGCAAGGCUGCUGUUUAGUUUAUGGGCAAAAGCUCUUGUGGAUUCUUCCUCGGCUGAAGCUUUAAGAUAACCGAAUCUCGUGUCCGAGUAGUUCCGGCACAGUUGUUACCCUAGGAUAAAAAAUAUUGCCAACUGGAAUCCCGAUUGCAAUUGUAUGCAUUGUGGAUUGCUAGGUGCUGAAUUUUUUGUUAGAGUGCUGGAUGAUUCUUGAUUCCUGAUGGCAACCAGUCAAGCAAACAAGCGAAGUCGAUGGUAGCCAAGCCUCUCGGAAUCUCGCCUGUGGAGAAAUAAGCUGAACAUACAAAGUUUGUCGAUGCCAAUCCGUACUUAGUGCCCAGUUUCAUGCUCCACAGUUCUGUCCAAUUUUACUUGAAUGGUGCUGGAUUUCUGAAACCUACAUUAGUUUCUACUUAUUUGAAAUUUAUCUUAUCUGGAAGGAGAUGUCAUGCAUUGAAUUGAUAACUGCAUUAUGAUUGCAACCUUAUUCAUUCUUUA